CAAAACCAGUCGGUGGUGUAUUUGAUUUUGUCUCGGGUAUGAUGAGUUCCAUUAGUGAAGUUGCACGUCCAUCAAAUUUAUCUCGUCCAAAACGUUGUAGACCACGUCGUGCUGGUUUAUCGAAAUAUUUUCUUCGACCAUUAAUUGUAUAUAAUUUAGAUGAAUCUAUAGCACAAUUACAAAUUUAUCAAUUGACCUUAUUCACUGGAACACGUCGUGCUACGUUGAAAAAUUAUUAUUCUACAUCUGCAUCCGCAUCUGCAUCAUCGUUAUCAUCAACACCAGCAUAUUUUGAAAUUGGUGAAGAAAUUCCAAUGGAGAAUUAUCAGUUAACUGAUAUCAGUUUCACAUCUUCAUUUAGUCGAAUGUUAUGCAUUUACACCUUAUUACCAUGUAAUAACAGUAAUACUACUAAUAAUAUUAAUAGUAGUAUUAGUAGUAGUGAUAAUCAUAAUCAUAAUCAUUCUUCUGAAUCUUUAACAAUAUUACCUCAACAUCUACGUUAUUUACUGAAUUCACCUGAAACCGUAUUACAUAUUCUACCAAUACAAUUAAAUGGUAUAGUGAUAUUAAUCACAGAUCAAAUUAUUUGGUGUUUACGUGAUCCUACAUUACAUAAUUGGAUUACAUCAAAAAUUCCUAUUGAUAAGAAUACUCCUAAACAUAACAAUGAUAUCAGUCUAAAGUUUUUGUUAUGA
Messenger RNA from Schistosoma turkestanicum, 698 nucleotides. Lineage: Eukaryota; Metazoa; Platyhelminthes; Trematoda; Strigeidida; Schistosomatidae. The record is from the annotation of a GenBank genome assembly.